Messenger RNA from Camellia sinensis, 1326 nucleotides. RefSeq names its product strigolactones hydrolase CXE15. NCBI's taxonomy places the organism in Eukaryota, Viridiplantae, Streptophyta, Magnoliopsida, Ericales, Theaceae. The record is from RefSeq and is a predicted model, not a curated record. Gene Ontology annotation, molecular function: hydrolase activity.
UCCACCCUCCCCUCGGCGGGCUCUAUUUAUAGCCCUAGCAAAGUAAUUUAUUGUCCUUGAGAAAAAGAAAGAAAGAAAGAAAGAAAGAGAGAUGGGUUCAUUGGCCACCCCACCACAGGUAGUAGAAGACUGCUUUGGUGUCCUGAAACUCUACAGCGAUGGUUCCAUUGUCCGAUCACCGAACGUAGAUUACCAAUUUCUGAUCAACGACGAUGGCUCCGUCGAAUGGAAAGACCGUCUUUUCGACAAAAACCACGACCUCUACCUCCGCCUCUUCAAACCCACCACCACUAUAAACCCAUCGUCAUCGUCAUCAUGUUCCCCAAAUAAAAAACUUCCCAUCGUGUUCUACAUUCAUGCCGGUGGCUUUUGCUUGGGCUCUCGCUCUUUCGCCAACUUCCACAACACCUGCCUCAGCCUCGCUUCCGGGCUUGGAGCCAUCGUGGUGUCACCGGACCACCGCUUAGCACCGGAGCACAGGCUUCCGGCAGCCAUUGACGACGUCUAUGGUGCCCUAACGUGGGUCAGAGACCAAGCUGUGUGUGAGAGUCCAGAUGAGUGGAUGUGUGGUGAUGAAGUUGAGUUUGAUAAGGUUUUCAUAUUGGGUGACUCGUCUGGUGGUAACGUGGCUCAUCAUUUGGCGGUUCGAAUUGGAGCCGGUUCGGAGGAGUUGAAGCCGCUUCGAGUACGAGGUUAUGUGCUGUUGUCGCCUUUUUUUGGUGGGACAGCCCCGACCAAGUCCGAGGAACAGAGGCCAUGUGAAGAAUUUUGGAAUUUGGACAUGUAUGAUAGGUUUUGGAGGCUAUCACUACCAGAAGGAGCUACUAAAGACCACCCAUUGUCAAACCCAUUUGGACCUUCAAACUCCUUGAGCCUCAAAGACACAGCCCUUGAUCCUAUCUUGGUGGUUGUAGGUGGUGGUGAAAUUUUGAGAGAUAGAGUGGAGGACUAUGCUAGGAGGCUGAAAGAGUUUGGAAAGAAGAUCAAUUAUGUUGAGUUUGAAGGAAAGGAACAUGGUUUCUUCACAACCAAGUCCUCCACAGAAGAGGCCAAGGGUGUCAUGCAAAUUUUCAUAGACUUCAUGUCCAAAAACUCCAGUCUCCACAAUACUAUUGAAAAUAGUAAACUUGUUUUUAAUAAUUUGAGAGUUACUCAAUUAAGUUCAAGCAUGUAGUAAUGUUAGUUUUAUGUUAAGAGAGUUUAGUAAUAUUUUAGGUUACGUUUGGUAGAGUUUUGUAAAUAAGAUUUGAGAGUAUGAGUUGUAUUUUGAGUUUGUGAAUUGUGGAAUUAUGAUUUGAGUGUAAAAAUUUGUUUGGUUUAGUUUUU